GGGGAGGCGCGCGCAAAACAGACAUGGUGGUUUCCGUAGCGCGUGCACAGUUUUGUGAUCAUCGAGUCUCUUGAGCGCGAGUCUCUGCGAGAGGACAGUUAGACAAGAUAUUACAACCAAACACCGAGCUGAAGGACAAAAUUAUAUUCUUCUCGUUGUGUGCUUCAGCAUCAAACAACCGAGUUUAGCCGCGGAAGAGAACAUCCAGGGAUUUUUGGAUUCAUCCAACACCACGGCACUUUGAAGCCAUUACCCAUCAGAACCAGCAGGCUCCAGUGAAAGGGGAAAAGUGCAAAAGGAAUACGGAUCUUAAAGGACAUGCUCAGUAUGGUGCUGUGGAGGGGAGAGCUGAAGUGCUCAACACUGGAAUGACCUCCCACACACUCUCGAUGGGGAUUUCAGCAUAGCCGCACUCCGCUGGAUGGGAGGAGGUGUAUUUCUGUGGCAUCCGACCGCUUUGCUCUGAUUGGCCUGUGUUAUUCAGCUGCCGCACUGACACUGGUCAGAAUGCCAGCUAAAGGGAAGUACUCGCUAGACAAGCAGGAGUUGAAACAGGAAGCCCUGUACAGGAAAUUUUCUGGCAUUAGCCAAUACCGCCAAUUUGUUCUGUUGCUGGGACUGAGCAUCGUCACCUGUGCCACACUGCUAGUGCUCUUCUUCAGCUUUAAACUGAAGGCCCAGAAUCAUGGUAUAUUUGUGGGAGUUGUGGGAGGAGCGUUGUGCUUGUUCCUGGCGGUGUUUGUAUUAGUCUGUACAGAGACCCUUUCUCAGAGAUGGAGAACUUUGCUAGGCCUCGGCGUGUGGGCCACACACCUCACAAUGGGCUUCACCUUUAUUUUCAGCACAAAAAGUGAUUUACAAAUACAGCCAUGGGAUCAGGUGCCCUUCUUCCUCUUCAUCAUCAUUACAGUCUACACCAUGCUGCCGUUCCAGAUGAGCUAUGCUGUAAUCCUGAGUAUCAUCUCCUCUCUAUCUCACAUCAUUGUUCUUUCGGUGUACCUCACAGUGGCCCAACUCCACAGCAAUCCCAUCACCUUUCAGUUGCUGUCAAAUGCUGUGGUGUUUGGGUGUGGAAUUAUGGUUGGGAUUUUUCAUAAGGUCCUGAUGGAGAAAGCUCUCAAGCAGACAUUUCAGGAUACUCUUCGCUGCCUGGGCAUUCGCAUGAAAUUGGAGAUUGAGAAGAGACAGCAGGAAAACCUUUUACAGUCAGUGCUUCCUGUGUACAUCUCCAUGAAGAUGAAGUUGGCCAUUAUGGAGCGCUGCAAGUGCAAAGAUAAAGAAGAACAGCAGCGGAUGGUCCGGGACAACAACUUCCACAGUCUUUAUGUGAAGAGACAUGAGAACGUCAGCAUCCUUUAUGCUGACAUUGUGGGUUUCACACGUCUGGCCAGUGACUGUUCUCCUAAGGAGCUUGUGCUCAUGCUGAAUGAACUUUUUGGGAAAUUUGACCAGAUUGCAAAAGAGAAUGAGUGUAUGCGGAUAAAGAUUCUUGGUGACUGUUACUACUGUGUGUCUGGCCUCCCCGUUUCCUUGCCAAACCACGCUAAAAACUGUGUUAAAAUGGGCCUGGACAUGUGUGAAGCCAUUAAGCAGGUGCGUGAGGCCACAGGUGUGGAUAUAAACAUGAGAGUGGGUGUGCACUCUGGAAACGUCCUCUGUGGUGUGAUUGGCUUACGAAAGUGGCAGUUUGAUGUUUGGUCACAUGAUGUCACCUUGGCCAAUCAUAUGGAGUCAGGUGGAUUACCAGGACGUGUCCACAUCACAGAAGCCACCCUGAAGCACUUGAACAAGGCAUAUGAGGUGGAGGAAGGCAAUGGUCACCUGAGAGACACCUACCUUAAAGAGUUAAACAUUAAGACGUUCCUGGUCAUAGACCCACGGUCGAAAGACUCGUCACUCAUGGCUCCCAGUAUCACAAAGCCUCGUGUGAGUGACGGUUUGAAGAUGCGAGCAUCUGUGCGCAUGACUCGUUUCCUGGAGUCAUGGGGGGCAGUCAAACCGUUUGCUCAUCUGCAGAGUCGAGAGGAAUUCAACACUGAUGCAAUGGUCAACGGAAAAGGUCAUUGCAAGGACAUCCCUCUUAGAUCAGUACCAACUCACAAUCCAGACAGCUUUGAUGAGUCUCUUGAGGAGCCCUUCUCUUUACCCGCCCCUCCUUUGAGCACAUAUAAUAGGAAUAAAUCACAGAAGACCAAGUUUGAUGAAGAGCUUCAUGACAAAAUGACCACAACCAUCAAUGAUCUGAGCUCCAGCAAACAGUGGGUGAAGUCAGAAGAAAUCUCCGGCCUCACACUAUGGUUUACUAAAAAAGAUCUGGAAAUGCAGUACAGGACUAUAGAGAUGCCAAACUUUAAAUAUUACAUCGGUUGUGCCACUUUCAUCUUUAUCUGCAUCUUCAUCAUCCAGAUGUUGGUUACCAAGCAACGUAUAGAGCUGGGCUUGGGGUUUGCAGUAUUGGCGUGUUUUCUGCUGUUGAUUCUGUGCAUCUGUUUUGCAGAUCAUAUACAGAGGAUGUUUCCAGAGAAGUUAAAGUCAUGUACGUGGCUCUUGGCUCUUUCAAAAGCAGUGGUUAAGAGACCUUUUGUGCGCAUCUUAUUGGCAACUGUAGCCACCACAGUUAUAGUCGUCAUAGCCAUGUUUGAACUGUUUUUAAAAAAAACGGACAAUUUAUGUGACUUACUGCAGCAAAACAGCAGCUUUGCUGAUUCUGCUAGAGACGAACUUCAAUAUUUGCCUUAUUUGGUUUACAAUUGUAUAUUGGCACUGAUCGCCUGUGGCGUGUUUUUGAGGGUGAGUUUUGAGCUGAAGUUGGCCUUCCUUCUCAUCGUCUCCCUUGUUUCCUACACCAUCAUCCUCUACUCUCAGGAAAAUCUGUUCAGCAACUACAACUGCCUGCUCUACACCAACCACAGCUGUGGGGACAGUCUGAUGGUGUGCAAGGCAGGACUGAUGAAGCACCCAAAAAUCAUGAGUUGCAUCUACAUCACACUUUUUCUCUUUACCAUGCUGCUCAUAUCCCGCCAGAACGAGUACUGCUGCCGUCAAGACUUUCUCUUGAAGAACAAGAACCUGGCCGAUAAGGAAGAAGUGGAGCUGUGUGAAAACCUGAACCGUCUCCUUUUGGAAAACGUUCUCCCGGCGCACGUGGCUGCUCUCUUCGUGGGCGAGAACAAAAAGAAUGAGGUGGGGCUGCUGUCCGCUAUCUCUUUACUAAACCGGAAAUACAAGGACCUGUACUAUAAGUCAUACGACUGCGUGUGUGUGAUGUUUGCCUCUGUGCCGGACUUCAAAGAGUUCUACACUGAGUGUGACAUCAACAAAGAAGGCCUGGAGUGUUUGAGGCUGCUCAAUGAGAUCAUCGCAGACUUUGAUGAGUUGCUGUCCAAACCCAAGUUCAGUGGUGUGGAGAAGAUUAAAACCAUUGGCAGCACAUACAUGGCGGCUGCAGGAUUGAGUGGACCUCCAGAGCAGAGCAACCAGGACCGUGAGCGGCAGAAUGCACAGAUAGGAAACAUGGUGGAGUUCGCCAUCGCUCUAAUCGGCAAAUUGGAUGGCAUAAACAGGCAUUCCUUCAACACAUUCAGGCUUCGUGUUGGUAUAAACCAUGGCCCAGUGAUUGCUGGGGUGAUUGGAGCCAGAAAACCACAGUAUGAUAUCUGGGGAAACACUGUGAAUGUGGCCAGCCGAAUGGAAAGCACUGGAGAGCUGGGUAAAAUACAGGUCACCGAGGAGACGUCAAUUGUCCUGCAGAAUCUGGGAUACUCCUGUGAGUGCCGUGGCCUGAUCAAUGUGAAGGGCAAAGGAGAACUCAAAACCUUCUUUGUGUGCACAGAUUCCAGCAAACAGCAAGGCAUCGGUCUGAGCUGAGAUGCUGACAGCUUCACACACACAUACACAAACACACAAACACACACAGACUCCGGACAUAUGUGAUCUCUGUUUUAUUCAAGAAUGUUUUAUUGCAACUGGAUUUGAAUCUUUAGAGCAUGUCUAAAGAACUGCACAUUCUUUCUAACUCUGAUAUGUUCGAGUUUGUUUUGGCAGCAUUCGGAGACCUGAAACUCUCCUAACACACAGCAACACGUACAGCACAUGCAUGCUUCUCACAUGAAAAAGAGCUGAACUUUGUCAUCCUCCUAUGGGAAACAGACCACAGACGAUGGGUAAAUGAGUUCACCGAAGGAAAUUACUGCUUCUCAGUAUUGCACUCAGACUUUUUUGGGUACUGCUGUCAUAGUGGCCUUGAUCCUGUUGGAUUUAGACUGAUUUGGGUUGACUGAGCUGGCCGGCCGCUUUUAGUCUCACACACUCACACAGCCUCAGAUUUACAAGCAGAGGGAACACAAGAAGACAUGUUAAUAUUUACAGUUUCUUUAGUAUAACGUGUACCUUAUUAUCAUCCUUUAAACUUGUCAACUUUUGGGACCAACAAAAUGAUGGAUGCCUAUUCGGUCCGUGUAUCAUCCGUUCAUUUGAUUAUUCCUUUUAUUACGGAAAACG
Messenger RNA from Danio rerio (zebrafish), 4500 nucleotides. NCBI's taxonomy places the organism in Eukaryota, Metazoa, Chordata, Actinopteri, Cypriniformes, Danionidae. The record is from RefSeq and is a predicted model, not a curated record.